AUGAGAAUAAAAUACACCACGACUUUCGCUUACUGCUUGUCCUUUCUCAUAGCUGUUUCCUACGUGUUGGUGUUGUAUGUUGUUCCCAGGUCCAGAGUAGCAGCAGGAGAACCACCAGCAACAAGAAACGACCCUAUAGCUGUGAGAACAAGAAUCAAAAAAGUGCUGAUAUUGUCGUUGUUUUGGAUUGCAGCAUUGCCAGUUAUCUUGACAUACUUCAAAGUGGUCCAUAACAUAGUCCAUGGUAUUAGUGUUUUGGGAAUAAUUCCUGGCUUGAAGUACACCCACGAUGCCUUUAUUUUCAGAAUUGAUUACGUUUUUGUGUUUAUGAACAAUACUGCUAAAAGCUUGCUUCUUGUAGUUAUUCUAUUUGCUGGUCCUCUAUUUGAUUACGUUGUUUUGCAAAAGAAUCAAUUUGGAAGAAGAACAAAUAUUAUCAGGAAUUUCUAUUUAGAAACACGCAACAUCUGGGGUUUUAGAAACGUUAUUGUUGGGCCAUUUACCGAAGAAAUUGUUUACACAAGUUGUAUAUUGGGUUGUUUGUAUCCACUAAAUAAAAUUGGGUUGGAUGUGCUAAUAUUCGUGACACCAUUAUACUUUGGUGUUGCUCACUUGCACCAUGGGUAUGAGCUUUACAGCACAAGUACCUAUAAAAAGCUGUUCAUCGUUAAAGUCUGUUUAGCCCAGUUCGCCUACACGUCUUUGUUUGGUAUUUUCACAAAUUAUGUAUUUUUAAGAAUGGGCAAUGUUUGGAGCUGUUUUGUUGUUCAUUCUUUUUGCAACUAUAUGGGAUUUCCAAGUUUCAAGCCUUCUUCAAAUAGGACCUCAAUGAAAACGGUUUAUUAUCUUUUAUUGAUAGGUGGUGCUAUUGGGUUUUUUAUGUUUCUAAAACCACUAACACACAGCAAAUUAUCACCAAUCAAAUGGCACUAG
Molecule: messenger RNA, 933 nt
Organism: Ascoidea rubescens DSM 1968
Lineage: Eukaryota; Fungi; Ascomycota; Saccharomycetes; Ascoideales; Ascoideaceae
Gene: RCE1
Product: CAAX prenyl protease
Exons: 1
Coding region: 1-933 (310 amino acids)
Biological process (GO): CAAX-box protein processing
Cellular component (GO): endoplasmic reticulum membrane
Molecular function (GO): metalloendopeptidase activity
Source: RefSeq, a predicted model, not a curated record